AUGGAGCUGGAACAUGAAGAUAUAAACACCAUGAUGACAAACAUAAGGCUGGAUUUUGAUCAAGAAAACAGUAUGGUCUGCAAGUGCAUUGGCAAUGACUCUAUUGCUCAGAUUUUCGAUGAGGAUGAGCCCAGCUUGCAGGAGGUAUGGCAGGCAUUCUUGGUGUUUGAUCACAACAAUGACGGGUACAUCGACGCGUCGGAUUUGGAGCGAGUGCUCCGGAGUCUAGGAUUAGGGGAAGGUGUAGGUAUGGAUGAGUGUGAGCAGAUGAUUGCCAAAUACGAUGUGAACAAGGACCGGAGAAUAGAUAUAGCAGAGUUCACCAAGGUUUUGGAGGCAGGCCUUUGCUAG
This is a messenger RNA of Panicum virgatum (switchgrass), 351 nucleotides long. RefSeq names its product probable calcium-binding protein CML46. NCBI's taxonomy places the organism in Eukaryota, Viridiplantae, Streptophyta, Magnoliopsida, Poales, Poaceae. Bases 1 to 351 code for a protein of 116 amino acids. Gene Ontology annotation, molecular function: calcium ion binding. The transcript has a single exon. The record is from RefSeq and is a predicted model, not a curated record.